Molecule: messenger RNA, 1236 nt
Organism: Anoplopoma fimbria (sablefish)
Lineage: Eukaryota; Metazoa; Chordata; Actinopteri; Perciformes; Anoplopomatidae
Product: BTB/POZ domain-containing protein kctd15
Exons: 5
Coding region: 55-849 (264 amino acids)
Biological process (GO): protein homooligomerization
Molecular function (GO): protein binding
Source: RefSeq, a predicted model, not a curated record
CUCCUAUCUCACGUAUCCCAAUAAGAGCCUCGGAGGAAGCAGCCCGUCUCCUCCAUGUACAAGGAGGGAAGAAGCAUGUCACGGUUGUCUCUGACCCGGUCCCCGGUCUCUCCCCUGGCCUCCCAGGGGAUCCCACUGCCGGCUCAGCUGACCAAGUCGAACGCCCCGGUGCACAUCGACGUCGGGGGACACAUGUACACCAGCAGCCUGGCGACCCUCACCAAGUACCCGGACUCCAGAAUCAGUCGUCUGUUCAACGGCACCGAGCCCAUCGUGUUGGACAGCUUGAAGCAGCACUACUUCAUAGAUCGGGACGGCGAGAUAUUCCGCUACAUUCUCAGCUUCCUCAGGACCAGCAAACUGCUGCUUCCAGACGACUUCAAGGACUUCCACCUGCUGUACGAGGAGGCGCGCUACUACCAGCUGAUGCCCAUGAUCAAGGAGCUGGAGCGCUGGAAGCAGGAUCGCGAGCAGCGGCGGAUGGCGCAGCCCUGUGACUGCCUGGUGGUUCGCGUCACACCCGACCUGGGCGAGAGGAUCGCCCUGAGCGGCGAGAAGGUCCUCAUCGAGGAGAUCUUCCCGGAGACCGGAGACGUCAUGUGUAACUCAGUCAACGCCGGCUGGAACCAGGAUCCAACGCACGUCAUCCGCUUCCCCCUCAAUGGCUACUGCAGGCUCAACUCUGUCCAGGUACUAGAGCGUCUUUUCCAGAAAGGCUUCAGCGUGGCGGCGUCUUGCGGAGGCGGCGUGGACUCAUCCCAGUUCAGCGAGUACGUGUUGUGUCGCGAAGACCGGCGGAGUCUUUCCCUCAGCACGCCCAUCAGGAUAAAACAGGAACCGCUGGACUAGAGCAUCCUGGGAGAGGGACUGCCAACACUACCAACGCUCCUUCCAUCUUCCCCACCCUAUCUUGCCCCCUUCCCUGCCCUAACAGGACCACAACCGGCCCCAACAUACCGAAGUAUUAGCGGAGGCUUGUUCACCUCGCCGCCUCUGCAGAACUCUUAAGGGGAAUGUAGUACCAAACAAAGGAGGAAGAAAAAAGCAUCAGCAGUAAAAGUUUUUGAUUACGUGAAAUGACGCCCGAAGAAUCUGGGACUGUGAUGAAAACAACGACGACGACUCGACUCACGCAGCUCACUUGAACCAUUAUAGCACCUUGACUGGUUGAUUUUUUCCCCUCUAAUUCUCAUUACAAAGGUGUCGUGACCCUUUUUGGAGGGACACAACUUCCCC